AAUUAAAUGAACAUGUGUAACCGGAUAAUUAAUUUAAAGAAUUCUAGUCGUAAUAUAUAUUUUCAUUAUUUGAAUAUUCGGCCUUAUUCAGAUACUACAGUAAGAGUACGGUUUGCUCCAAGUCCUACUGGACAGUUGCACUUGGGUGGUUUUCGUACUGCACUUUAUAACUAUUUAUUUGCUAAAUCAAAAGGUGGUAAAUAUAUUUUAAGAAUCGAAGAUACCGAUCGUUCAAGAGUAAUCUUUGGAGCAGUAGAACAACUACAAGAAGAUUUAAAAUGGUUAGGAAUUGAAUUUGACGAAGGACCUACUAACAAUGGUCCGUAUGGACCUUAUAUUCAGUCUGAGCGUUUAGAAAUAUAUAAGAAAAGAGCACAACAUUUAUUAAGUAGUGGCCAUGCCUAUAGAUGUUAUUGUACUGAGAAGAGAUUAGAACUUUUAAGAAGAGAUGCUUUACGUACCAGAACUAUUCCUCGUUAUGACAAUAAAUGUAGAAGUUUAGACAAAGAAGAGUUGAAACAUAAUGAAGGGAAAAAAUACUGUAUCAGAUUUAAGCUGAACCAAAGUGACGGUCAUUUCAAAGAUUUAGUGUAUGGUAAUGUUGCUAGAAAUGUAGCAGCUGUCGAAGGCGAUCCAAUAAUACUAAAAUCUGAUGGUUUUCCUACUUAUCAUUUAGCUAAUGUUCUUGAUGAUCAUGAUAUGAAAAUUACACAUGUCUUAAGAGGUGUUGAAUGGCAGCCAUCAACAUCUAAACAUAUUUUACUUUAUAAAGCAUUUGGUUGGAAUCCUCCUAAUUUUGGACAUUUACCAUUGUUAACCAAUAUAAAUGGCACAAAACUUUCCAAGCGUCAAAAUGAUAUAACUAUCAGUUCAUAUCGCAAAAAAGGCAUUUAUCCCGAAGCACUUUUAAAUUUUGUUAUAAGUUGUGGGGGAGGAUUUAAAGACAAUAAUGUAAACAAUAUAUACAUAAGAUCUCUUACAGAACUUGUUUCUAAAUUUGAUAUAAGUUUAAUAAACCCUAAUUCAUGUCAAGUACCUCUAGAUAAACUUGGGAAGUUCAAUCAAGCUCAAUUAAAAAUUGAAAUAACUACAGACUUUGGAAGAAAAAAAACUGUUGAAAAUUUGAAAAAACUUGUUCUCAAUACAUUUUCUACUGACAAAUCAAUUGAUUUGGAUUUAUCUGAUGAUCAUUUAAACAAAAUACUUACGUGGAGUGUGAAUAGGAUUACAAACAUUGAUGAACUUAUUCAUGAAAACUAUAAGUUUAUUUGGAUAAAACCAUCAGAGUCAGCGCUAAAAUCUAUGGAUUAUGAUAAAGAUAUAGUAAUUAAUUUAAAAAAUCAUUUAGUAAACAUAGAUAAUUUCACUACAGAUAAUUUGGGACCAGUAUUAAAAAAUUUUUCUAAAUCAAACAAUAUAAUUUACAGUCACUUAAUGAAAAUGCUACGUAACAUCAUUAGUGGACUGAAGGCUAGUAAAUUAAUAAAAAUUUUUGUUUUAAUUUAUUUUCAACACUUAUAUUAUUUAAAUUUAUACCUGCAGGAAGGUCCAAGUGUUAGUGAAAUGAUGGAAAUACUCGGCAAAGAAGAUGUGAUUAACCGAUUAAAUAAAGCAUGUUGAUCAUUAUCUAAUAUCAUUGAUGAAUUAUUGUUUUUUAUAACAAUCAUGUACUAACAAUAUAAAAUGUAAAUUGAUUAUGAA
This is a messenger RNA of Sipha flava (yellow sugarcane aphid), 1701 nucleotides long. RefSeq names its product probable glutamate--tRNA ligase, mitochondrial (gene GluRS-m). Gene Ontology annotation, molecular function: glutamate-tRNA ligase activity; zinc ion binding; tRNA binding. NCBI's taxonomy places the organism in Eukaryota, Metazoa, Arthropoda, Insecta, Hemiptera, Aphididae. Gene Ontology annotation, biological process: glutamyl-tRNA aminoacylation. The record is from RefSeq and is a predicted model, not a curated record.